This is a messenger RNA of Bufo bufo (common toad), 3177 nucleotides long. It is a transcript of the gene GUCY2C, whose product is annotated as guanylate cyclase 2C. The record is from RefSeq and is a predicted model, not a curated record. Gene Ontology annotation, molecular function: peptide receptor activity; guanylate cyclase activity; ATP binding. Gene Ontology annotation, biological process: protein phosphorylation; intracellular signal transduction; cGMP biosynthetic process. Lineage: Eukaryota; Metazoa; Chordata; Amphibia; Anura; Bufonidae.
AUGGUGAAGACGGUGAUAUAUCUGUUCAUAUGUAUUCUAUGUCUGCCAUCCCUGGUGAUUUUACAGUGCUCCAAUGGCACCUACACUCUUAAUAUGAUUAUACUGAAUGACACUUCAACAGAAUGGGAUGUAGAAGCUAUUAAACUAGCUGUAGAACUUGGCGUGUCAAAGCUCAAAAUUGACCUGGAAAAGGAAGGUAUGAGAAAAAAAUUAUAUGUUGACUACCAAGUGUAUACCACAGAUCUCUAUAUGACCCCAGGAUGUCUAUCCAGUGGCUGUGAAGGUGUAGAGAAACUGAAGUAUCUUAUGAAAGAGCGAUAUCUGGGAUGUGCCAUUCUUGGUCCAACUUGUACAUAUGCCACUUACCAGAUGCUCUCGUUGAAAAAGGAGUUUGCUGUCCCAGUAAUUUCAGCUGGAAGCUUUGGUUUGUCUUGUGACUACAAACAAUUUCUCACCCGCAUUUUAAUCCCAGCUAGGAAGAUAACGUACUUUUUUUAUGAGUUUUGGAAAUUUGAUGGGUACAAGCCAGUGUGGAAUUCUGUUUACAUCUAUAAAAGGGAUGGUCACAAAGAAUCCUGCUACUGGUACAUUAAUGCCUUAGAGCUAACUGUGUCCUAUUUCACUGGUGCGGUCAGCUUCAGAGAAAUCUUGAAGAAUGAAACUGACGUGGUAAAAGUUCUUGAAAAUUCAUAUCGAAAAAGCAAUGUUCUGCUGAUGUGUGGCUCACCUGGUACUGUUGAGAAUAUAACAAACAAAGUGAAAAUUCCUGAAGAAAUGGUCGUCAUUCUCAUUGAUAUUUUCAAUCCCGAGUAUUUUGAGAAUAAAACCUCUCUGCCCUAUAUGAAGAAUGUAUUGGUGUUAACCCUGCCUCAGUCAAAUUUUAGUGGAAUAUCUAACAGUUCUAACAUAACUCAACAGUUAAAAGAUGAUUAUGCUGCUGGAUACUUGGAUGGGGUUCUACUGUUUGGACAUGCAUUAAAAAGCAUUAAAAAUCAAAGUCAAGUCGAUUUUCUCCACAUGUUUAGUAACGUUUCCAUCCAAGGUUCUUCAGGUGAAAUAAUACUGGAUGAAAUGGGUGAUCGAGAUGAAAAUCUAACUCUAUUGUACAGCUCAGUGACAACCAAUAAUUAUACAGAAUUUCUUCAGUUUGACACUAGGACUAAUGGAACAUCCAUACUAGACAAUGCACCAUCAUUUGUAUGGAAGAAUCAUAGACUUCCUAGUGAUGUUCCUGGAAGUGGACCUAACAUCAUGACUAUUGCAGUCUUCGCCCUAACCAUAACUAUUAUACUUAUACUUAUCAUUGCACUAAUUGUUUUCAGAAAAUACCGCAAACAACAUGAACUGCAACAGAAAAGGUGGUCCCAUAUUGCAUCUGAGAAGAUUUUGCCACUGGAGACAAAUGAGACUUCUCAUGUCAGCUUGAAGAUUGAUGAAGAUAAACGCCGUGAAUCAAUACCAAGACUCAGACGGGGAAAAUAUGACAAAAAGGUAAUAUAACUGAAAGACUUGAAACAUGAUGGGAAUUUCACAGAAAAAAGAAAAUGGACCUUAACCAAACUUCUACAGAUAGAUUAUUACAACCUGACAAAAUUCUAUGGAACUGUGAAGAAGGACGCUAUGAUAUAUGGUGUUAUUGAAUACUGUGAAAGAGGUUCACUUCGAGAAGUUCUCAAUGAUAAAAUAUCCUACCCAGAUGGCACGUUUAUGGACUGGGAAUUUAAAAUCUCCGUUAUGUAUGAUAUAGCUAAGGGUAUGUCCUAUCUACACUCAAGUAAAGCUGAGGUCCAUGGCAGACUUAAGUCAACAAACUGUGUAGUUGAUAGUCGUAUGGUAGUGAAAAUCACUGACUUUAUUUGUAAUUCCAUUAUGAGUCCUAAAAAAGAUUUGUGGAUGUGUCCUGAACAUAUACGCCAAGAUGGGGUUUCUCAGAAAGGUGAUGUCUAUAGCUAUGGAAUCAUAGCACAAGAAAUUAUUUUGAGAAAAGAGACGUUUUAUACUGAACAAUGCUAUGACGAUAAAGAAAAAAUUGAAAAAGUGAAAAAGAAUAAUGGAGACUGUCCAUUCCGACCAGACCUUCACCUGGACACAGCAGAGGAGUGGGAGAUUGAGGUUUAUAUUCUUGUGAAAAAUUGCUGGGAAGAGGAUCCCGAGAAGAGGCCAGACUUUAAGAAAAUUGAAAGUACAUUGGCAAAGAUCUUUAGCAAUUAUCAUAACCAGACAAGUGAGAGUUAUAUGGACACCUUACUGAGGCGAUUGCAGCUCUACUCCAAAAAUCUAGAGCACUUAGUAGAGGAACGUACCAAGCUGUACAAGGCAGAAAGAGAUCGUGCUGACCGCUUGAACUUUAUGCUUCUACCAGGGCCUGUGGUAAAAUCCCUUAAAGAAACAGGAUUGGUCGAGCCAGAGUUUUUUGAAGAAGUCAGCAUUUAUUUCAGUGAUAUUGUUGGAUUUACUACAAUCUGCAAAUAUAGUACACCUAUGGAGGUUGUGGAUAUGCUGAAUGAUGUGUACAAAGAUUUUGAUCGCAUUUUAGAUCAUCAUGAUGUCUACAAGGUUGAAACAAUUGGAGAUGCUUAUAUGGUGGUCAGUGGUCUUCCUAAUCGAAAUGGAAAUCGACAUGCAGUAGAUAUAUGUAGGAUGGCUUUGGAUAUUCUUAGUUUUAUGGGGUCUUUCGAAUUGAAUCAUUUGCCUGGUUUACCUGUAUGGAUCCGGAUUGGAAUUCACUCAGGACCAUGUGCUGCUGGUGUUGUUGGAAUUAAGAUGCCAAGAUACUGCCUUUUUGGUGACACUGUUAAUACAGCUUCACGGAUGGAGUCUACAGGAUUACCUUUACGAAUACAUGUAAGUAAAUCAACCAUUUCCAUUCUGAAGAGGACAGACUGCAAAUUUCAGUAUGAAGUAAGAGGAGAAACUUAUCUCAAGGGGAGGGGUACAGAGACAACAUACUGGCUUACAGGAGAAAAGGAUCAACAGUACAACCUCCCUACACCUCCAUCUGUGGAAAAUCAGCAGCGUCUACAAUCUGAUUUUGCGGAAAUGAUUAAGGAGUCAUUGAAAAAGAGAGAAGAAGAGGGCUACGAAAUAAGACCACUGACUCGUGUGGCAAGUUAUAGAAGUGGUACACUGGAAUACCUACAGAUAGCCAAAAGUGGACCGCCAAGCACUUAUCUGUAA